Pistacia vera is the source of this 6863-nucleotide messenger RNA. RefSeq lists its product as uncharacterized. Gene Ontology annotation, cellular component: nucleus. Gene Ontology annotation, molecular function: sequence-specific DNA binding; DNA-binding transcription factor activity. Lineage: Eukaryota; Viridiplantae; Streptophyta; Magnoliopsida; Sapindales; Anacardiaceae. The transcript has 3 exons. Gene Ontology annotation, biological process: regulation of DNA-templated transcription. The record is from RefSeq and is a predicted model, not a curated record.
UUCUCAUUAAAACAGCCAGCCUUUUCCUUUAUCAGCAGAAGCAUAUCUCCAUUCUAAUUACCAUAUCUAUAUACUUACACUUGAAUUCUCUCUUAUCUUCAACCCAAUGCUAAGCUUUCCUUAAGGUACUCAUCCUUUCUUUAUCUGUUCCUCUUCCUUCUAGCUUGUUUUUACUGCUUUCAGGCUUCAGUUUUAGCUCAUUAAUCCUGUUUAUUUUCGGUUCUUUUAAUACUAGUCUUGUAAUUUUGGAGAAUUAAUUCAAUAGAACUUUGUAGAAAUGUUUGGCCUUCCGUCUCUUUAUCUUUGAUUUGCAUCAUAAUCUUGAAAAUCAACAUUGAUUCAAUUCUCCUGCAUAGUGUAUGGAUACACUUCUUGAAGGAUAUUCUAGUUCAAUGAAUCAUUUGCAAGUUGACCGUGGCUUAGUUGAUCAAUUUGAACUCAACCCUGACCUCAUAGAUCCUCUUGAUCCAUCUUUCCUUCCAACCUAUCCAACCCCUCUUAGUGAUUUUUCUCCAUCUUCUAGUAUUGACAAAUAUGGAGAUCCUGCAGACAUCAGUGAACCCUUUCAUGCAACUCUCAGGUAUAUAAAUUAUAUGCUCAUGGAAAAAGACCUGGAGGACAAGACAUGCAUGUUACAGGAUUCUUUGGCUCUUCAAGCUGCUGAAAAAUCCUUUUAUGAUGUCCUUGGCCAGAAAUACCCCCAUUCAACAAAUCAUUAUCCUUCAUGUUAUAACUCAGAGAACCCGGAUAAUUAUUGCAAUACUAGUAGCAGCGCUGAUAACAGUAACAGCAGUACUACUGCUAACAACUUAGUUCAUCUCAACUGUACACGUAAUCAAUUCUCUCUUAUUGACUCUCCUGAAAGUACCUUUCUGGUACCCAAUUUAUGUAGUGAGAUACACCAUUUUGGACUUUUCAGUCGAGGCAAAGUUAGUAAUUCCCUUUCUAAUGAUGAUACUGUCGUCCCAAACACUGGCUUAUUAUAUUCUGGAGAAGAGGUGGUAGCUAGCAUAGCAAAGGACAUAACACACAGUUCGAACCAUUAUCAGCUAGAGGGUUGUAAUUAUCUUGAAGAAGGGAGAAGAAACAAGCAUUUUGCGCAUUCUCUUUCUGAACAUGAACCACUGGAGGUGUUUGACGAAGUAUUGCUUUGUAAAUGUGAGAAUAAGUCGGUACCAUGUUUAAUUCACGGAUUGUGGCAAGAUGGAUCAAGAGAAAAGGUGCAGCAGAUUGGCCAGUCGAAAGGGUCUAAUAGCGGAACAACACGCACGAAGAAGAAAGGAAAAAAGAGAGAAGUAGUGGAUCUGUGGACUCUUUUAACCACGUGUGCACAAGCUGUGGCUAGCUAUGAUCAAAGGACUGCAACUCAGCUCCUAAAGCAGAUUAGGCAGCAUUCUUCACCUUUUGGCGAUGGAACUCAAAGAUUGGCCUAUUACUUCGCUAAGGGUCUUGAGGCACGCCUGGCUGGCGCCCAGACACCGAUCUCUAUACAUCUAUAUAGUAGGGCAUCGGCUGCUGAUAUGAUACAAGCUUACAAGGUAUAUGUUACAUCAUGCCCCUUCGAUAGGAUUUCAUUUUUUAUGGCAAACCGGACGAUUUUGAAACUUUCAGAAAAAGCAACAAGGCUUCACAUUAUUGAUUUUGGCAUUGGCUAUGGUUUUCAGUGGCCUUGCCUUAUUCAGCGUGCUUCCAAAAGGCCAGGUGGUCCUCCCAGGAUCCGCAUUACAGGUAUUGAUUUCCCUCAACCAGGUUUCCGGCCCGCAGAAAGAGUUGAAGAGACAGGGCAGAGAUUAAAAUCUUACUGUGAGAGGUUUAAUGUCCCAUUUGAAUACAAUGCAAUAGCAGAGAAAUGGCAGAAUAUUCAAUUCGAGGAUCUCAAGAUUGACACAGAAGAGAUAACAGUUGUUAAUUCUACGUACCGGAUGAAACAUCUGCCGGAUGACACAGUGCUCAUUAAGAGCCCAAGAGAUGCUGUUUUAGAAUUGAUAAAGAAAAUUAAUCCAAACAUAUUCAUCCAUGGGGUUGUUAAUGGCACCCACGAUGCCCCAUUCUUUCUUGCACGUUUCCGUGAGGCACUAUUCCAUUUUUCUACUCUGUUUGAUAUGUUUGAGGCUAAUGUGCCUCGCGAAGAUCAGGGGAGGAUGCUGUUCGAGAGAGAAAUAUAUGGAAAAGAUUCGAUGAAUGUGAUUGCUUGUGAGGGUAUAGAGAGGGAUGAAAGGCCAGAGGCGUAUAAGCAUUGGCAGUCAAGGAAUUUGAGAAUUGGGUUCGAGCAGCUGGCACUAGAUAAAGAUAUUUUGAAGAGCGUGAAGACUUUAGGAAAGUUGAAUUAUCAUAAGGACUUUGUUAUUGAUGAAGUCGGUCAGUGGAUGCUGCAGGGAUGGAAGGGGAGAAUAACCCAUGCCCUUUCUUUCUGGAGACCCGUCCAGGAUUGUUGGUUCUUUAUGAAUACACUGCUCCAAGGAUUUUCUAGUUCCAUGAAUCAUUUGCAACUUGACCCUGGUUUAGUUUCAGUCUAUUCAAAUCAGAAUCACGGCCUUAAAGAUCUUUCAGACCCUCUUAGUGAUAUAAUUUCACCUUCUAGUAUGGGCUCAAUUGGGGAUUCUCCAGACACCAGUGAGCUCUCUCAAACAACUCUCAAGUAUAUAAGCGAGAUGCUUAUGGAAGAAGAUCUGGGAGAUAAGACGUGCAUGUUGCAGGACUGUAUGGCCCUCCAAGCUGCCGAAAAAUCCUUCUAUGAUGUUCUUGGCCAGAAAUACCCCCCUUCACCAAAUCAAUUCUCUUCAUCUUUCAAUCAAAACUCACAGAGCCCAGAUGAUUAUUGCACCACUAGUAGCGGUGCUGAUAGCAGUAAUGACAGUACUGUUACCAACAACUUGGUUCAGCCCAAUUGGAUAAGUAAUCAGUCCUCUCUUAUUAAGUCUACUCAAAGUACCUUUCUUUUACCAAAUUUAUAUAGUGAGAUACAGCCUGUUGGUCUUUUCAGUGAAUUACGGGAAGUUAGUAAUUCCCUUCCUAACGAUGAUACUGUCACUUCCAAGAUUAGCCGCCUAUCAAAAUCUAGAGAAGAUGUAGUAGCCAGCGUAGCAGAGGACGGGAAACACAGUUCACCAGAUGCGUCAAGGGGAAGGAAAGGUUAUCAGCUAGAGGAUGGUAAUUAUCUUGAAGAAGGAAGGAGCAAGAAGCAUUUGGCGCUUUCAGUUUCUGAAUAUGAGCCAUCGGAGGAGUUUGAUGAAGUGUUGUUAUGUAAAUGUGAAAAUAAUAGUUCUGCAUCAUGUUUGUUUCACGGAUUGGGGAAAAAUGGAAUAGGUGGAAAGAUGCAGCAGACUGGGCAGCCAAAAGGGUCUAAUGGUGGAACAACACGCACAAAGAAAAAGGGAAAAAUGAGGGAAGUGGUGGAUUUAUGGACUCUAUUAACUCUUUGUGCACAAGCUGUCGCUAGCUAUGACCAAACUACUGCAACUGACCUCUUAACGCAGAUUAGGCAGCAUUCUUCUUCUUCUGGUGAUGGAACUCAAAGAUUGGCCCAUUACUUUGCUAAUGGUCUUGAGGCCCGUCUGGCUGGCACCCAGAAACCGAUUUCUACACAUCUCAAUAGUAGGGCGUCGGCUGCUGAUGUUUUACAAGCUUACAGGGCAUAUAUUUCAUCGUGCCCCUUCAAUAGGAUGUCCUUUUACAUGGCAAACCGAACGAUAAUUAAAGUAUCAGAAAAGGCAACAAGGAUUCACAUAAUUGAUUUUGGCAUUGGCUAUGGUUUUCAGUGGCCUUGCCUUCUUCAGAAUCUUUCAAAAAGGUCGGGUGGUCCUCCCAAGAUCCGCAUGACAGGCAUUGAAUUUCCUCAGCCAGGGUUCCGACCUGCAGAAAGGGUUGAAGAGACUGGGCGACGAUUAAAAUCUUACUGCGAGAGGUUUAAUGUCUCGUUUGAAUACACUUCUAUAGCAGAGAAGUGGCAGAAUAUCCAAUUAGAGGAUCUCAAGAUUGACAGAGAAGAGAUGACAAUUGUUAAUUCUAUGUACAGGAUGAAACACCUGCCCGAUGACACAGUGGUCAUUAGUAGCCCAAGAGAUACUGUUUUAGAAUUGAUCAAGAAAAUUAAUCCUGACAUAUUCAUCCAAGGAGUUGUUAAUGGUACCCACAAUGCACCUUUCUUUCUCCCACGCUUCCGUGAGGCACUAUUCCAUUUUUCUGCAUUGUUUGAUAUGUUUGAGGCUAAUUUACCUCGUGAAGAUCAGGGGAGGAUGCUAUUUGAGAGAGAAAUAUAUGGCAAAGAUUCGAUGAAUGUUAUUGCAUGUGAGGGUAUGGAGAGGGUUGAUAGGCCAGAGACUUAUAAGCAAUGGCAGGCAAGGAAUCUGAGAAUUGGGUUCAGGCAACUCGCGCUGGAUAAGGAUUUGUUGAAGAAUGUGAGGUCUUUGGUGAAAUCCAACUUUCAUCCAGAUUUUGUUCUCGAUGAAGUCAGCAAUUGGAUGCUGCAGGGAUGGAAGGGGAGAUUAAUUUAUGCUCUUUCUUUCUGGAAACCUGUCCAGCCUGUGUUUAUGGAUAGCUUUCUCCAAGAAUUACAUGGUUCUAUGUACGGAUUUAAAUUUGACAAUGGUUCAAUUUCAUCGGUCUUUCAAAAUCUGAAUCUUGAAAGUGGUGACUCCACAUAUCCUCAUCCACCUUUUAUUCCGACCAGUUCACAGCUUCCUAUUGAUUCAGCUCCAUUUUCAGACGCAAACCCUAACAGAGAUUCUCCAUAUAAUGCAUGCGAUGACGAUGACUCUGCUAAUUCUGUUCUCAAGUACAUAAGUGAGAUGCUUAUGGGAGAAGAAUUAGAAGACAAGAACUGCAUGUUGCAGGAUUCUUUGGCCCUCCAAGCUGCUGAAAAAUCCUUCUAUGAUGUCCUUGGCCAAAAAUACCCUCCUUCGCCAAAUCAAAUUCUUCCUUGUUUCAAUCAGAACAUCUACAGUCCAGAUGAUUAUUUCAUUAUGGGAAGCAGUAACAAUAGCAGUAAUAGCUAUACAAUUGCUAGUAGCCUGGUUGAAUCUAAUUAUAUUUGUGAUCAAACCCUACUUCAAAGUUCUCUUAUUAACUCUCCGUUUAGUACCUUUUUGGUACCAGAUUUGUAUAGUCAGAUACAACCUUUUGAAUGGUUCCGGGGAGGAAUAGGAGAAGCUGGUAAGGGACAUCUUAAUGGCGGUGUAAAUGUUGCUGCCCAAAGCAACUUAUUGAAGCCUUCGAAGCCAGAAGUAGUGGCAGUAACCAUGGCAGAGAAGACUAUAAGUUAUUCUCCUCCAGAUGGGUUAGGAGGUCGUAAAAUUUAUCAGCGUGAUGAUAAUGAUUAUCUUGAAGAUGGGAGGAGCAAGAAGCAUCCUGCAUUUUCUCUUGCAGACCCGGACGAAACAGAGAUGUAUGAUGACGUAUUACUCAGCAACGCUGAGAAUAACAAUUCAGAAUUGUGUUCUCUUCAUGGACCAAUCCAGAAUAGAUCAAGUGAGGAGUUGCAACAUAACAGACAGGGAAGAACGAAACACACAAAGAAGAAACGGGGUAACAGAAGAGAGGUGGUGGAUUUGCGUAAUCUACUGACUCAAUGUGCACAAGCUGUGGUUAGCUAUGAACAAAGGACUGCAAAUGAACUACUGAAACAAAUCAAACAGCACUCUUCUGCAAUUGGAGAUGGAACUCAGAGAAUGGCGCAUUAUUUUGUUAAUGGUCUUGAGGCACGACUCGAUGGCACAGAAACUCCAGCCUAUAGCCCAACUGUAAGUAACAGAAUAUCUGCAGCUGAUAUCCUAAAAGUUUACAGGUUAUUUAGUUCAGUGUGCCCCUUCAAGAAAAUGUCAGUUUUCCUUUCAAACAAAACCAUUAUGAAACUGUCAGAGAAAGCAACAAGGCUCCACAUCAUUGAUUUUGGCAUCCUUUGCGGUUUCCAAUGGCCUAAUCUUAUCCAAUGUCUAUCGGCUAGGCCUGGUGGACCUCCCAAGCUUCGUAUAACAGGAAUUGAAUUUCCUCAACCGGGAUUUCGACCUGCAGAAAGAGUUGAAGAGACAGGGCGUCGCUUGAAAAGAUACUGAGAGAGGUUCAAUGUACCAUUUGAGUACAAUGUCAUAGCGCAGAAAUGGGAUACUAUUCAAGUUGAGGAUAUCAACAUUGACAGGGAUGAGAUGACUGUUGUUAACUGUUUGUACCGGAUGAGGAGCAUACCGGAUGAGACAGUGGACUUCGUUAACAGCCCAAGGGACAUUGUUUUAAGACUAAUAAAGAGAAUUAAUCCAGAUAUCUUCAUCCACGGGGUGGUUAAUGGUACUUACAGUGCACCAUUCUUCAUCACAAGAUUCCGGGAGGCUUUGUUCCAUUUCUCUGCACUGUUUGAUAUGCUUGAGGCCACUAUACCUCGCGAAGAUCAACAGAGGUUGAUGUUUGAGAGAGAAACAUUCGGGAGAGAUAUCAUGAAUGUGAUUGCCUGUGAGGACAUACAGAGGAUUGAAAGGCCGGAGACUUACAAGAAGUGGCAGGUUAGAAAUGCCAGGGCUGGGUUCAGGCAACACCCAUUAGAUAAGGAAAUAUUGAGGGAAAUGAAGAGUUUAGUGAAAUCAGGUUACAAUUCAGAUUUUGUUAUCGAUGAGGAUGCCAAGUGGAUUCUCCAAGGGUGGAAAGGGAGAGUGAGUUAUGCUCUCUCUUGCUGGAAACCUAUCCAGGAGUAGCUCCACUGCCAUAUUGUUAAGGUUAUACCCAUUACCCAAUGGCUAAAUGGAUUCAACUUUCAUAUUAUCAUACCUUUACUCUGUUUCAACCGCUGUGCGGUAGUCGUAGAACGUAAUGCCAGGUUUAGAUGAUUUUUGCUUGAUGAUUUUGGGCAUUAAUAUAUCUUACAAUAUGUUCAUUUA